Molecule: messenger RNA, 3114 nt
Organism: Ipomoea nil (Japanese morning glory)
Lineage: Eukaryota; Viridiplantae; Streptophyta; Magnoliopsida; Solanales; Convolvulaceae
Exons: 5
Coding region: 1-3114 (1037 amino acids)
Molecular function (GO): nucleic acid binding; RNA-DNA hybrid ribonuclease activity
Source: RefSeq, a predicted model, not a curated record
AUGAGUACUCUGAGUUGGAACUGCCGUGGCUUGGGUAAUCCACGGACAGUUCGGGAGAUUGAGGACAUAGUGUCCCGAAAGAAACCCGACUUUGUAUUUCUGAUGGAAACCAAGGUUAACCGAGAUCAUGCAGAACGACUUCGGGUUAAACUUGGUUUUGAAGGCCUGUUUAAUGUUGACAAUUCUGGUUUAAGUGGGGGGAUGGCUAUGUUGUGGAGGGCGAAUAGUAUGGCAAAUUUGAUUGGCUAUUCAAAUAACUACAUUGAUAUUGAGGUGACUAUUCCAGGUUUUGAUAAAUGGAGGAUGACUGGAUUCUAUGGCUUCCCGAAACGCCCCCAGAGAAGGGAAUCAUGGGAUUUAAUUCGGUCCUUGGCAGGUAAGUCUGAGCUGCCGUGGGUUAUUAUUGGAGAUUUCAAUGAUCUCUUAUAUCAGUACGAGAAACGGGGAGGGAAUCCACACCCGGACAGUUUGCUACGGGGAUUUGGAGAGACUAUUGAAGAGUGUGGUUUAACGCAACUACCAAUGUCAGGAUAUCCUUACACUUGGGAAAAGGGGAAGGGUACCUCGAAUUGGAUAGAGGAACGCUUGGAUAAGGUGUUGGCUACGCAGUCUUGGAGGGAAUUGGAGGAUGUAUACUGGAGGCAGAGGGCCAAACAGCAUUGGCUCAAGAAUGCGGACGCAAACACAAAAUUUUACCACAGGAAUUCUCUGAAUAAUUGUUCUCUACCGGAUGGUUUAAAUGAGACGAAUAUUAUCUUGAUCCCGAAAAAGAAAACCCAGGAAAUGGUUUCUGAUUAUAGGCCAAUUGCGCUUAGUAAUGUGGUCUAUAGAGUUAUGGCAAAAGUGAUAACGGCCAGAAUGAAACCGGUGAUGGAUAGUAUUAUUUCUGAAUCCCAGAGUGCGUUCAUAUCUGAAAGGCUUAUUACAGAUAAUAUAUUGGUAGCGGCGGAGGUGGGCCAUUAUCUGAACAGAAAGCAAUGUGGACUAGCUGGCUGGGGGGCUUUGAAGUUAGAUAUGGCAAAAGCCUACGACCGUAUGGAAUGGUCUUUCUUGCAAAGGAUGUUGGAAGCACUGGGUUUUGAUGACAGGUGGGUCAAAUUUCUAAUGAUGUGUGUAUCCACUGUGUCAUAUAGUGUGUUGAUAAAUGGAUCAAAGUCUGAACAAAUAACACCGACUCGUGGUUUAAGACAAGGUGAUCCUUUAUCACCUUAUCUGUUCAUUAUUUGUGCUGAGGGUCUCUCAAUAUUGUUGAAACAAGCUGAGGUCAAAGGGGAUAUACAUGGAUGCAGAGUUGCGAGGGGGGCUCCCUCUAUUACUCAUUUGUUUUUUGCGGAUGAUAGCCUGCUGUUUUUCAAAGCUAAUAAUCAGGAAGCAGGAGCGAUUAAGCGUUGUUUAACAACCUAUGAAACCAUGUCGGGACAGGCGGUUAAUUAUCACAAAUCAAACAUAUGUUUCAGUAAAAAUACAAGUGAGGAAGUUCGGGAAGAGAUUGUUGAUAUAUUGGGAGUUGUACGGGCCCAGAAUUUUGGAAAAUAUUUGGGACUUCCAUCUUUUGUGGGCAGGAAUAGAAGACAGGCUUUCUCAUAUAUUGAGGAUAAGAUAAAGCAGAGAAUUGGCUCGUGGAACAAAAAGCUUUUAUCACAGGCGGGGAAGGAAGUUCUACUAAAAAGUGUGGCUCAAUCUAUGCCCACUUUUGCAAUGAGCGUAUUUCUGUUGCCUAUGAAUUUAUGUACAGCCAUUGAGAGAGCUAUGAAUCGGUUCUGGUGGAGGUCAGGAAAUGAACAAGGCAUCCAUUGGAAGGCCUGGGAUAAAAUGUGCAUCCCAAAGACAUUUGGAGGACUUGGGUUUAAGGAAUUGAGAGCCUUUAACCUUGCAAUGUUAGGUAAGCAGGCAUGGCGCUUCCUGACACAACCACAAUCACUGGUCUCAAGAGUGUAUAAAGCUAGAUAUUACCCUGCUAGUUCCUUCUAUGAAGCAGCCUUGGGAAAUAAUCCAAGUUUCUGCUGGAGGAGUAUUUUGGCGGCUAAGGGGUUAAUUUGUGGGGGAGUAAGACGCAGAAUUGGGAAUGGCAAAUCAACUUUGAUUUGGGACCACCCGUGGAUACAUGAUGACAACCAGCCAAGAAUUUUAACAGAAAAACCGCCUCAGUUGGCUCAGGCAAAAGUGGAGGGACUGAUAGACCAGCAGACUGGAACCUGGGACCAUGAAAUUUUAGUGGAUAUUUUCAUAGCCCAAGAUGUGGAGAAAAUAUUAAAAAUACCUGUGUCUCUUGAGUAUGAGGAUAUGUGGUACUGGUAUGGCGACCCAAAAGGGGAAUAUUCAGUUAAAGAAGGAUACAAGGUGGUAAGAGGGAACUACUCUCAACCGGAGGGUAACUUUCAUAAGUGGAAAAAAUUAUGGAGCCUCAAAGCCCCCCGAAAAUGGAAAACAUUCUUGUGGAGAGCUCUAAAUGAUAUUUUGCCUACUACGGAGAAUUUACUUAUAAAGAGAGUUGAUAUUGAUCCAACUUGUGCAAUGUGUGGAGUUGGGCAUGAGAAUCUUGUGCAUUCUUUGAUCACUUGUGAUGAUGAUAGGAUUAUUUAUGCAGUGGCUCUCUUGUAUUUCAUAUGGCGAACGAGAAAUGGAGCUGUAUGGGAAGCAAUGUUGCCCAGGCCCCAAAACGUGAUAGCAAUGGCGUUGUCAUCCGUCAAUGCAUGGAAAGAGGCACAUCCCGCUCGAAGAAGUCCGCAAGCCAUCACCACGAUGCCGGCUGCUAUUUUACCGCCAGUUGCGGCAGUUUACUGCCCGAGGGAAGGCGCAGCAAUUAUGGGAGAAGGGGAGGCCGAAACACUGCCAUUAUCACGGGAAUUUUCAGCAACCGUCCAACACAAUACUACGCAGAACGGGAGGAAUCAAUGUUAUUUCGAUGCGACGUACGAUCCAACAACAAACAAGGCAGCAAUGGGGGCUAUUAUAUUGGAUUCACGAGGAUGCUAUGUGUCGGCGAUGACCACCCCUAUCAUACACUAUUUUUCGCCCUUAAUGGCGGAGGCUUUCGCAUGCAAAGAAGCUUUGUCAUGGCUCAGACACCGAGAAGAAACAGAUAUAGACCUCUACACAGAUUGUUUGGAGUAG